CUGUCUGUACCUAUGACUAGAAUUGUAAUUUUUGUUGAGCACCGUCACUUUAAGGCACAAAAGAUACCUAAAUGGAAACAGCAUAUGCAAAAACUGAGAGCUCUCUCAGUGAAGACUGCAUCAGUAAUUGGCAGUAUGGGGAUGUCAAAGCUGGAAGUCAAUUUGCAGCGACUGCUGUUGCACUGUGAUGAGCUAGCAAGGGAAGACAAGAAAGACUGGAGACUUGAUAAGUAUAUUUUAGCCCUUGAUGAGAUGAUUUCAAGUCUUCAGAAGUUGCCCAACAAACCAAAUAAGGACACCAUGGCUGAAUAUGUCAGAAGAGUUGUGUUCUUAAAGGGCAUAGCAGAAACCAAUAAACUGAAUAAUCCUGUGGAAAAAGUAGUCGCUGCACAGUUACUCCCACAUGGCACAGCAACAGCAUCAGAAACAAUAAUUAAAGAAAUCCAUCAAAAGACUACCUCUAAAUAUAAUAAAGAAUUGCGAGAACAGCUUUUACAAACAGAAAAAGGAACAGAUAGUGACAUCAGACAGAGAAAGCCAAAAACAUCUGGAAAAGAUUUGGACGAUUUGUUAAAAUUACAUCAUUCAAUGCAGGAGAAAAUUGCCGAAGACAUGAUCAGCUUGGCUCGAAAUUUGAAACAACAAUCCCAGGUUGCCAGUAGCAUUAUUAACAAGGAUAAUGAGGUAUUAAGCAAAUCAUCUACACAAACAGAUAAAAAUAUAACUAGAUUGAAAGCUGAAUCUGAAAGACUACAAGAAUUUAGUCGAAGAGCUUGGAAAUGCUGGCUUUGGCUCAUGGUAGCAGUGGCAGUGAUGAUAUUCUUUGGUAUGUUACUGUUUAUAAGGGUAACAAAGAAAUGAAAAGUGGAAAAUAGAAUCAACAAUGCCAUGAAAAAUUGUAUGUUUUGUAUUUAUAUUUUAUGUUAAAAUACUUUAUAAUAAAGGUUGAUGCUGUU
Messenger RNA from Schistocerca gregaria, 956 nucleotides. RefSeq names its product vesicle transport protein USE1 (gene Use1). Gene Ontology annotation, biological process: retrograde vesicle-mediated transport, Golgi to endoplasmic reticulum. The transcript is spliced from 8 exons. Lineage: Eukaryota; Metazoa; Arthropoda; Insecta; Orthoptera; Acrididae. The record is from RefSeq and is a predicted model, not a curated record. Gene Ontology annotation, molecular function: SNAP receptor activity. Gene Ontology annotation, cellular component: endoplasmic reticulum; SNARE complex. Bases 13 to 861 code for a protein of 282 amino acids.